This is a messenger RNA of Ornithodoros turicata, 1248 nucleotides long. Its product is annotated as ubiquitin-conjugating enzyme E2 L3. The record is from RefSeq and is a predicted model, not a curated record. The transcript has 4 exons. NCBI's taxonomy places the organism in Eukaryota, Metazoa, Arthropoda, Arachnida, Ixodida, Argasidae. Bases 81 to 545 code for a protein of 154 amino acids.
GUGCAGACGAUGAAUCAUGAAGAUAUUUGAUACUUCUACUUAUCGCCGCUGGUGGGGCGGCGGCUCUGGAUUCUUCGAAAAUGGCAGCGACGAGGCGGCUGCAAAAAGAGCUGGCAGAUAUUAGGAAAUCCGGAAUAAAAGCAUUCCGUGAAAUCCAGGUUGACGAAAGCAACAUCCUUACUUGGCAGGGUCUUAUUGUUCCGGAAAACCCUCCUUACAACAAGGGAGCUUUUAGGAUAGAGAUAAAUUUCCCGGCAGAGUACCCUUUCAAGCCCCCGAAGAUUACUUUUCGGACCAAAAUCUAUCACCCCAACAUUGAUGAGAAGGGUCAGGUGUGCCUACCCAUCAUCACAGCCGACAACUGGAAGCCAGCCACAAAAACAGACCAAGUAAUCCAGGCGUUGAUCACGCUAGUCAACGAUCCCGAGCCUGAGCACCCACUACGUGCUGAUCUUGCGGAGGAAUACAACAAAGACAAGAAAAAGUUCCUGAAGAACGCGGAGGAAUACACCAAGAAGCACUCUGAAAAGCGGCCGCCCGACUAAGCCCCCCUCCCCUCUCCAAUCCCCCGCUGCCAUUCGCCGCUUAGGAAUGCAAAGAGAGAGAGAGAAAACAGAGACAUCUUAAAUUAUGGUCAAAGCAACAUUUGUGGUCAGACAGAAAAGGAUGACCUGUAGAGGUUUUGCAGGCCAUACUCCUCAAAUUAAAGAAUCUGAACUCAAGCACGCUGGAUAUGGUCAGCAAUGUUUUAGGGUUAAACUCUAUCACCGUGUAUAUGUGUUUAUAAAUGCGAAUGGUGUACCAAGAAAUUGAACUGGAGUGGCAUAACGUGCAAGUCUGCAAUAGAGUGACCAGAAUCGUAGCGAAUGCGAUGUCCAUGCAGGGGCUGGAUUCAUUCCCUUACCUAGUAGAUAGAGCAAAGAAAAUGGAUUACAGUGAAAAAAAAAAAAAAAAAACGGGGCAGCCAUUCCAGUUCUGUGCUAUUCAGAAUACAAUUUUGAUAUCUGCUUUUCAAAUAAAUAAUCUCGGAUGAAACUUAAGAGGACACAUAAUACAACUCGCAAAUUGUUUGACUAACGUCUGAUUCUGUGUGCUUAAGAAUGUGGGUGCGUCAGGCAACGGCAAGAGAAAAGUGUCAUGGAACUGUUUUUGUAUUGCACAACAAAGAGUGGUGUUCAAGAUAAAAGUGUUUAGCACUGGAGAUGCUGAAAUGCUGGAAAAAUAAAGCUACAGAAGCAAACAAACAUG